AUGUCUGAGUUGCCUGAACUGUCGUUCGAUGUUUUUCACAACAUCGUAGCUGGCAAGCCUCGGGGGUCAAGCAAGCUUCAUCACGGUGUGGACCCAACCACAGGCAAGCCCUUAUGGAAUGUUCCAGUUGCAACAGUAGACGACGUCGACGAUGCAGUGGAUGCCUCUCGAAAGGCAUUUCCGGCAUGGUCGGGCCUGCAGUAUAGCGAGCGCGUCAAACUGCUGAGUCAAUUCGCCGAUGCUUUCUUGAAGUUGGCUCCACAGUUCACGGCUUUACUGCAAGCAGAAACUGGACGAACGGAAGGUGUUGCACAGAUUGAAGUCCACUGGUCGCCUCUUUGGCUUCGCUAUCCAGGGUCUUGUACACUUCCUCACCAGGUGUUCGAUGACGAUGAUAAAGUUGUGACCAUCCAUUAUGAAGCCCGGGGCGUUGUGGCUGCGAUCUGCCCUUGGAAUUACCCGAUCAUGCUAGCCUUCGGGAAACUCGCGCCUGCCCUCGCAGUAGGCAACUGCGUCAUUGUCAAACCAUCACCAUUUACCCCGUACACAACCCUAAAGUUCAUUGAACUGGCACAGUCGAUCUUCCCGUCUGGUGUCCUCCAGGUCCUCGCCGACGAUGGCAACCUAGGCCCAGUUCUAGUCAAUCAUCCGGGGAUCCAGCAAAUCUCAUUCACGGGCUCCACGGCAGCAGGGAAGAAAGUAAUGGAAGCUGCAGCAAAGACGAUGAAGAAAGUCACGCUUGAACUGGGUGGAAACGACGCAUCGAUCAUAAUGCCAGACGUGGAAAUCCAGAGGAUUGUCCCCGAAGUCGCCAUGGGCGCGUGGUGGAAUUCUGGCCAAUCCUGCAUUGCGACAAAGCGUUUGUAUAUCCAUAAGGAUAUCUACGAGGGGUUCCUGGAUGCUCUCGUCAAAUUCACCAAGUCUAUUUCCGUGGGGUGUGGAUCUGGUGGAGGAGGCGGCCCGGUGAUGGGCCCCGUGCAGAAUGAGAUGCAAUUCAUGAAACUUAAGGGGCUGAUUGCAGAUUGUCGUGAGCGUGGAUAUGUCUUUGCGCUUGAUGAACCUGACGGCGGACGUGAUGAUCUCGUCCGACAAUCUUUGGAUGCGGGCUUUUUCCUUUGGCCCAUGAUCGUUGAUGAUCCGCCGGCCGAGUCGGCUCUGGUUAUGGAGGAGCAGUUCGGCCCUAUAAUUCCGUGCGUGCCCUUUUCGAACGAAGAUGCUGUAGUAGCGGCGGUCAAUGAUACGCCGGCGGGGCUGAGUGCGAGCGUGUGGUCUGGUUCCAUUGAUGCUGCGCAGAGGAUUGCAGGUCAGCUAGAUGUAGGGACCGUUUUUAUUAAUGGUCCUAGUCGGCCUGAUCCACGGGUGGCUUUUUCUGGACAUAAGGAGAGUGGGAUGGGUGUUGAGUAUGGGAUCAUGGGGUUGGUUGAGUACUGUCAAGUUAAGUCUAUUGUGCGUUAUAAAUAG
Messenger RNA from Monascus purpureus, 1461 nucleotides. The record is from the annotation of a GenBank genome assembly. NCBI's taxonomy places the organism in Eukaryota, Fungi, Ascomycota, Eurotiomycetes, Eurotiales, Aspergillaceae.